Molecule: messenger RNA, 522 nt
Organism: Rotaria sordida
Lineage: Eukaryota; Metazoa; Rotifera; Eurotatoria; Philodinida; Philodinidae
Source: the annotation of a GenBank genome assembly
AUGCGAGCACUUAUUCAACGUGUUCUUCGAUCCAGUGUUCAUGUUGAUAAUCAAAUUGUUAACAAUAUUGAACAUGGUCUUUGUAUAUUUAUUGGUAUUCAAUCAGAUGAUGAUAUAUCCGAUCUUGAAUAUAUUAUCAAAAAAAUCUUGACCAUUAAAUUAUGGCCAAAUGGAGAUAAACCAUGGGCACAAAGUGUUGUUGAUCUUGAUUUUUCAUUACUCUGUAUUAGUCAAUUUACAUUACAUGCUGUUACAGCCAAAGGAGCACGACCUGAUUUUCAUCUUUCAAUGUCAUCCGAACAAUCAAAACAAAUCUAUGAACAACUAAUUAACAGACUAAAACAAGAGUACAAGUCAGACAAAAUAUUUGAUGGACGUUUCGGAGCUUAUAUGACAGUAACAAUUGAAAAUGAUGGACCAGUUACAAUCAUGGUGGAUAGCAAAGCAAGAAAGCCUAUGCAAUCAAAUGUUGCUGGAGAUCCUUCCAUUGUUGCUGAGCCUACUGCUUCGAACGUAGAGUGA